Pteropus alecto (black flying fox) is the source of this 980-nucleotide messenger RNA. RefSeq names its product myosin light chain 5 (gene MYL5). Gene Ontology annotation, molecular function: calcium ion binding. NCBI's taxonomy places the organism in Eukaryota, Metazoa, Chordata, Mammalia, Chiroptera, Pteropodidae. The transcript is spliced from 8 exons. The coding region runs from base 253 to 942 and encodes 229 amino acids. Gene Ontology annotation, cellular component: cytoplasm. The record is from RefSeq and is a predicted model, not a curated record.
AGCAUCCGGGCGGACUCGGGGAGCGUGUGACGUCGCCGGGCGCGGGGUGGGCUGCGCGUGCGCGGCGGCCGCGGCACGCGGGCGGCUUCCUGAGCCCCGCCCCAGCCUCUGACGCUUUCGGGCCGGGCUGGGUGCACGUCGAGUCCCGCACAGCGUGGGUCCGAACACCUGAAACGACCAGGGCAUCUGGCCCCUGACAGUGUAGUGACUUCUGGCUAACAAGCUCCCGGGCCAGACGCUGCCUAUGCGGCCAUGGCAUGUGGCAGGAAGAGCAGGUCGGUCGCCGGCCACAGCCCAGCCCGUCUGGCCCUCCAUGCCCUCCUGUGUGCCGGACAAGGAGCUCCCGCCCUGCAAGCAUGGAGUGAGAAGGAUGGCCCCAGCACCAAGGCUGGGGGGCCUGGGACUUCUCUGCAUCACGACAGGGAGGCCAGCAGGAAGACCAAGAAGAAAGAAGGGGGGGCCCUCCGGGCCCAGAGGGCCUCAUCCAAUGUCUUUUCCAACUUCGAGCAGACCCAGAUCCAGGAGUUUAAGGAGGCCUUCACGCUGAUGGACCAGAACCGCGACGGCUUCAUCGACAAGGAGGACCUGAAGGACACCUACGCCUCCCUGGGCAAAAUCAACGUCAAGGACGAUGAGCUGGACGCCAUGCUCAAGGAGGCCUCGGGGCCCAUCAACUUCACCAUGUUCCUGAACAUGUUCGGGGAGAAGCUGAGCGGUACGGACACCGAGGAGACCAUCCUAAACGCCUUCAAGAUGCUGGACCCCGAUGGCAAAGGCAGUGUCAACAAGGACUACAUCAAGCGGCUGCUGAUGUCCCAGGCCGACAAGAUGACCGCCGAAGAGGUCGACCAGAUGCUCCAGUUUGCCACCAUCGAUGCUGCAGGCAACCUGGACUACAAGGCGCUGAGCUAUGUGCUCACCCACGGGGAGGAGAAGGACUGAGGGCUGCCUCCCACGCCCACCUGGGCCGUGGCCACAUC